CUGUUAUUUGGUCUGAGAGAAAGGAAGUAGCGACAGGCUAGCUGGUUAGCCGGCGUGAAACAGUCUGUCAGGAAAGAGAAGAGUAUAUCGUAUAACCUCAAGAACCUGCUCUUCUUUGUUUAAUAUACGCAGUUGAAACGGGGUCGUUUUUUUGUGUCUUUCAACCCGGAUUUCAAACCUUCAAUCUGACUCCAGCUUUGUCUGUGUUGGGACUCCACUCCGCUGUUAGCCUGCUUCAAACAAGUCAUUUUUAUCCAUUUACAAAAGGAGAACUACACACUUGAAAAACCACCUCUUGGUUACCUUUUUUCAGUUCUCGCCGGUCGGCGGAAUGCAAACCAGGAUUACACCAGGACAAUGAGACAAACAGCCGCUGAAGGAGCUGCGUGGUGAGAGGGGAGCGCUGGGUGCGGCAUGCUGAGGCCACUCCCCCUGGCCCAGGAUGAGUGUCAGAGAUGGCGCUGCCACCAUGGCAACGAACGCAGGUGGAGGAGGGGGGGGAGGCGGGCCAGCUAGCCCCGUCGAUCUGGACGACCGCUCGUACCUGCUGCAGAUCUACCCUCGACUCGCUGCUCAGACCUCCACCUACUGCAACCUCAGGGUGCAGAAGGAUGCAACGGCAGCCUCCGUGAUCUCGGACGCUGCGGUGGCGCUCGGGCUGGACCCCGGACGCAUGUACGUGCUUGCGGAGGUGAAGGAGUGCGGGGGGGAGGAGUGGGUCCUGGAGGCCGGAGACCUGCCCGCUCAGAGGUUCCUGCUGUGGCCCCGCAAAGCCCAGGAGCAGCACCCCCGCAGCCUGGGCUUCUACUUCUUGCUACAGGAGAGGAACCACGAUGGUACCAUCCACUACGUCCACCUCCCUCCUGUGUCUAAGGAGCAGGAGGCGCAGCUGGCCGCCCGAGGCUUCCUUCCUCCUCCGCAGGACGACUUCGCCGACCUGUGCAACCUCCCCGCCCUCAACGAGGACAGCAUCUUAGACAACCUGCGCACGCGCUUUUACAAGAAGAAGAUCUACACCUACGCGGGCAGCAUCCUCAUCGCCAUCAACCCCUUCAAAUUCCUGCCCAUCUACAACCCCAAGUACGUCAAGAUGUACGAGAACCACCAGCUGGGCAAACUGGAGCCGCACAUCUUCGCCAUCGCCGACGUGGCUUACUACGCCAUGCUCAGGAAGAGGGUCAACCAGUGCAUCGUCAUCUCCGGGGAGAGCGGCUCUGGGAAGACCCAGAGCACCAACUUCCUGAUCCACUGUCUGACCGCGCUCAGCCAGAAGGGGUACGCCAGCGGGGUGGAGAGGACCAUACUGGGAGCUGGACCCGUGCUGGAGGCCUUUGGGAACGCCAAGACCGCCCACAACAACAACUCCAGCCGCUUUGGAAAAUUCAUCCAAGUGAAUUACCUGGAGAGCGGAGUGGUCAGAGGGGCUGUGGUGGAGAAGUAUCUGCUGGAGAAGUCUCGCCUGGUGUCCAGAGAGAAGAACGAGAGGAACUACCACGUGUUUUACUACCUGUUGUUGGGCGCUUCAGAGGAGGAGAGGAAGGAGUUCAAGCUGCUGCCGCCUGAAGAGUAUUUCUACCUCAAGCAGCAAAACUUUAAGAUAGAAGAUGAGGAGGACCUGCGGCACGACUUCGAGCGUCUGCAGCAGGCGAUGGAGAUGGUGGGCUUCCUCCCCGCCACCAAGAAGCAGAUCUUCUCCGUGCUUUCUGCCAUCUUGUACCUGGGCAACGUGACCUACAGGAGGAAGUCCACGGGGAGAGAUGAGGGGCUGGACGUGGGACCACCGGAGGUCCUGGCCACGCUCUCUGACCUGCUGAAGGUCAAAGAGGAGCUGCUGGUGGAGGCGCUGACGAAGAGGAAAACGGUGACGGUUAACGACAAGCUGAUCCUGCCCUACAGCCACUCUGAGGCCAUCACAGCCAGAGACUCCAUGGCCAAGUCUCUGUACAGCGCCCUGUUCGACUGGAUCGUCCUGCGCAUAAACCACGCUCUGCUCAACAAGAAGGACAUGGAGGAGUCUGUCCCCUGUUUGUCCAUCGGUGUCCUGGACAUCUUCGGCUUCGAGGACUUCGAGACCAACAGCUUCGAGCAGUUCUGCAUCAACUACGCCAACGAGCAGCUGCAGUACUACUUCAACCAUCACAUCUUCAACCUGGAGCAGGAGGAGUACCAGGCGGAGGGAAUCACGUGGCACAACAUCGACUACACCGACAACGUGGGCUGCAUCCACCUGAUCAGCAAGAAGCCCACCGGCCUGCUCUACCUGCUGGAUGAGGAGAGCAAUUUUCCCCACGCCACAGAUGAGACAUUGUUGGCCAAAUUCAAGCAGCAGCACCAGGGGAACAAGUACUUCGUCCCCACCCCGGUCAUGGAGCCCGCCUUCGUCAUCCGACACUUUGCCGGGAAAGUUAAAUAUCAGAUCAAGGAUUUCCGUGAGAAGAACACGGACCACAUGCGUCCUGACAUCGUGGCGUUGUUGCGCAGCAGCGAUCGGGCGUACGUGCGUCAGCUGAUCGGCGUGGACCCGGUGGCCAUGUUCAGAUGGGGGAUCCUCCGAGCCACCGUCAGAGGCCUGGCUGCUUUCAACGAGGCGGGGCGCAACUGGGCCGCCAAGACCUCAGGUGUUGUCCGUCCGAUCUCCAGAACUCCUCUGGGAGAGCUUCAGCGCUCCAAUGCCCCGGUGGACCGAAUGUACAAACGAGCCUCUAUGCUCGAUUUCUGCUUUGAUCACUCAGAGGAGCGCCCUCUAGAGGCCUAUGAAGACAUCUUUGCUAGCUAUGAGAGUAAGAAAGACAUGCAUGCAGAGAUCAUCAGCUCCAUUAAGAGCUUGCAGCUGGACGGAGACGACCCUCGAAAGCUGCUGCAGUCCUGGGGUCGCCUCCGCUUCCCCCGACACGUCCUGCAGAAGAUCAAGAACACCAAACAGAGGCAGGUCAUCCCCAAGAGUCUGCUGGACUCUCGGUCUCUGAAGUUCAUCGUGAGCCUGACGCUCCACGACCGUACCACCAAGUCCCUGCUGCACGUGCACAAGAAGAAGAAGCCCCCCAGCAUCAGCGCCCAGUUCCAGACCUCUCUGACCAAACUCCUGGAGACUCUGAACCGAGCCGAGCCUUUCUUCAUCCGCUGCAUCCGCUCCAACGCCGAGAAGAAGGAGAUGUAUCUGGACGAGGCGUUGGUGCUGCAGCAGCUGAGGUACACAGGGAUGCUGGAGACGGUUCGCAUCAGGAGGUCAGGCUACGGAGCCAAGUACACAUUCCAGGAGUUCAUAGAACAGUUCAGGGUUUUGCUGCCGAAGAGCGCGGCCGCCUCUAAAGACGACAUCUCCGUGCUGCUGGGGAGGAAGAUGGGCCUGGACCCCACCACGUACCAGAUAGGCAAAACUAAGGUGUUCCUGAAGGAGCUGGAGCGACAGCAGCUGCAGGACACGCUGCACAAAGACGUGAUGAGGAAGAUCAUCUUCCUGCAGCGCUGGUUCAGAGGCCGCCUGCAGAGGAAGGAGUUCCUGGACAUGAGACAGGCCGCCAUCUUGAUUCAGCAUGCAUGGCGCAGGUUCUGCAGAGAGGAGCAGCGGCGCCGGGCGGCCUCUCUGAUCCAGGCUGUGUGGAGAGGACACCGGCAGAGAGCGGAGUACGAGAGACAGAGACACGGAGUCACCAAAAUACAAGCUCUGGUCAGGGGACACUCAGCGCGCAGGAGGUGCCACUCCAUGCGCGAGGAGAAGCAGAAGAAGGAGGACGAGGAAAAAGAAGCUCAGAUGAGGGCUGAAGAGGAGGAAAGAAGAAGGAAGGAAGAAGUGGAGGAGGCGAGAAGAAGAGCAGAGGCGGAGGAAGAGAAGAGGAGGAUGGAAGAAGAGGAAGCAGCAAGGAGGAAGGCCGAAGAGGAGGAAGCCAGGAGGAGAGCCGAGGAAGAAGAGGAGGCUGCUAAAGAAGCAGAGAAACAGAGAGAGGAACAGGAGAAAAGUGUGGAGAAGGAGGCCCCGGACAUAGCGCUGGUCACUGAGGAGACGCUGGAGGAGGAGGAUGGGGAGGAGGAGGAGGAGGAGGAGGAGGAUGAGGAUGGGGAGCCAGGAUGCGAGGAGGAGGAUUUGGAUAGCUACGGUGCCUUACCUGAGGCUGGACCUCAGCUGGAGGAGAAGGAGGAGGAGGAGGAGGAGUCAGGACAUCUGGAUUCAAACUCUGAUGGAGUCAACGCACUUACACCUGCUCCUCCAGGAGAGGAGCCGGACAAACAGACUCCACCCAAACCUGCGAGUGCCGAACAAAAGAAAUCCCGAGCUCCGGCUCUAAAGAGGGGCCAGACAUCCAAGAGCCAGGAGAAGAGGGAGCAGAGGAGGCUCCGAGGGCUGGAGCACAACCAGAGGGAGACGGAGCGAGCCGCCUCCUCUUCCUCCUCCUCCACCCCGAGCAGCAGCAAGGAUCAAACUUCUCCUCCUAAGAGCAAGAGCCAGGAGCCGCCCAAGCUGAAGGAGCGGGCGGACAGCAAAGAGCUGGACCAGUACACCUUCGUGGCCUGGAAGAUGAAGGAGGAGAAGGGAGGGAAGAGGGAGGCCAAAGCGUCGCCUCCUCCUCUGGUGCGCCCAUCCUCCUUGCCCCUGCACACGACCGACUCCCCGCCGGACAGGAACGGUGUGGGAGACGCUGUCGGAGCGUCGAGCCUGCAGCGCCGUCCAGGGGGGUUCAAGGAGAAGCCGGAGAAGUGGAGGAGGAGCGAGGGGGAAAACUCGGAGGGAGCCAGUCCUCCUCCUCCUCCGAAAAGAGAGGAGAGGAGGAAGAAACCACCGCUGCGCGAAACAGUCUCCUCAUCAUUGGACAGUCUGUCUCCAGGAACUGAAGGAGCCGGUGCUUUUUCAGUCAGAGAGGCUGACGGCUCGAAGGGAAGCUCCUUCAGACGGAAACACCAGGACAGUUCUGACUCCACGCACUCCUUCGCCUCCCCACCAGACAAGUCCGUCAGUUUCUUCAGCAAGAUUUUAAAGAAGCGUCCGCACAAAGAGGCUCAGACUCCAGACAACGGAGAGCUGACUCUCGCUCAGAUUCUCAACGAGAGACCUCCGGGAGGGGAAGCCCAGACGUCCGGACCUCCCUCCCGGCCUCUCUCCCAGCCUCAUGGAGAGCGCUCUGGUAAAGGUUUAGGACGUAACCCCACCAUAAAGAUCAGCCGGGCCACCCGAGUCUCUGAGCAGUGGAACGCCUCGCUGGACCGAGAGAUCACCAAUGCUAACGAGCUGCGGCACCUUGAUGAGUUCCUGGGUAACCAGGUCAAUGAUUUCCGCUCCAGGGGGAAGUCGCUGUCGGCCACAGAGGCCAUCUUUGUUACGGCCACCAUGCAGUUCAGAGAAACCAUCAAAGCCAUGUACUCUCUCCCUAGACCCACCAUAGGCUACAAAGGCCUGAUGUCGGGCUACCAGAACAAAGUGAUCCACCUGGCGGGGGAGGGGCAGAAAGGAGAGGUCCAGCUGGUGGUGAACCUCUUCCAGUCGGUGCUGGACGGGUUCAUCCGGGGGGAGAUGAAGAAGGAGGAGGCCGAGCCUGCGAAGCCUAAAGCGAGGAAGAAGAGGAGGAAAAAAGAUAAAAGUAUGGAGAGCCCGCUGGAUCACGUGUUCGUCAACUACCAGGUCAACAUCAUGCAGUCAUGUGACCAGUGUCCCUCGUACAUCUGGGGCAUGGAGAAGGCCUACAUGUGCAGCUAUUGUAAAAUGGUGUGCCACAAGAAGUGCCUCUCCAAAAUCGUCACUGACUGCUCCACCUUCUGUGCCAAAAGGAGUGACGAGGAGUCUGCCGGUCUGCACUUCGGGGUGCGAGUGGGUCACCUGGUGAGCGAGAAGAACCCGGUGCCGAUGGUCCUGGAGAUGAUGCUGGAGCACGUGGAGAUGAACGGCCUCUACACCGAGGGCAUCUACAGGAAGUCCGGCUCGGCCAACCGCAUGAAGGAGCUGCACCAGAGGCUGGAGACCGACCCCCACCUGGUGUGCCUGGAGGAUUACCCCAUCCACACGGUGACGGGUUUGGUGAAGCAGUGGCUGAGGGAGCUGCCAGAUCCUCUCAUGACCUUCACUCAUUACAGCGACUUCCUGCACGCAGUGGAACUGCCAGAGAAGGAGGAGCAGCUCCACGCUGUUUACAAAAUCCUGGAGGAGCUUCCUUCAGCAAACUUCAACACGUUGGAGCGACUCGUCUUCCACCUCGUCAGGGUGUGUAAAGAGGAGGCUCACAACCGCAUGUCUCCCAACUCCCUGGCUAUAGUCUUCGCUCCGUGCGUCCUGCGCUGCCCGGACAGCGCCGACCCGCUGCUCAGCAUGAAGGACGUCGCCAAGACAACCACGUGCGUGGAGAUGAUCAUCAACGAGCAGAUCCGGCGCUACAACGAGAAGAUGGAGGAGAUCGAGCAGCUGGAGUACGCCGAGGCUCUGGCCGUCAACCAGCUCAAACUCAAGAGACAGAACACGCACUACUGGCAUUUACCGCUCAGGUUCUCAGCUCCUUACAAAGGAGUGGUGGUGCACGAGAAGGUGAGCUCUGACCUCAGCGUCGUUCCGGAGAAUGAACCGGUGGACUCGGAGGCCGAGGAGAACCUGGUGGAGCGGAUCAAGUCCAUCAAGCUGGAGAAGGAGGAUCUGGCCUGCCGCCUCCCUGAGAUGGAGCAGCCCGGCUCAGAUCAGGAGAACUUUGACUCCGAGGCGUCGCUGAGCUCCGAGAGUCUCCUGGACGAGCAGCAGCGCUCGGAGCCUGAAGGACGUGGUGCCUCCCCCCAGCUGAGGUCCCGGCCGAUGUGCGCCCCCAAACCCUCGGACCUGUCGCUGCGCCGCAAAAUCUCCGGAGGACGCCUCUCUCUGCAGCAGCUCUCCCCUCCGUGCUCCACCUCCUCCGCCUCCUCCUCCUCUUCCUCCUGCAGGAACCUGCUGCAGCGCCGCAACCCCAUCAUCCCCACUGGCUCCAUUAGGCUCCCCCAGGGUGUCCUCCCCCAGGCCUCCAGUGCGACUCACCAGCCCUCUGCAGCUCAGGCGCUCCAGUUCCUGGUCCGGAGGCGGGAGCGUUUGGGCCGCCGUAAAGAAAGCACCCAGUCCCUUUACAUCGACGGCCCCGAGGUCGACCUGCUGCUGCACCUGUCCUCCUGUCCCCCCUCCAACGCCUCCUCCUCCAUCUCCAUCGUAAAGCCCGCUCCUCAAAAUCAAGACUCGCAAGCUACAAAGAGCCGGAGACGCUUUUCUGACCCCGACAUUCCUUACAUGGACAACGACGUGUGAUUGUAGACUGUUUGAGUCCUGAUGUGAACCCCGGAGAUGUUGAGUACCUCAAAGUUUUAUGUUAGAGAUGUAUAGUACGGGUCCCCAUCACAUAGAAACUGCUGGAUGCUGACGUGCAUAUGUUGGCAAUUAGCACAAAGAGCAUCAAUUAGCAUUAAUUAGCAUAUUCAGAAAAUGACUUGGCCGAUUUUUGAGUGGUUUUGGAGGAUGCUGAAUCCAUUUUUGGCAAUUUUAACCAGAAAGUGGCCAUAUCUGUACCUCCCUUCGGGUGAUUUGAUUCCUUUUAGGUCCAUUUUACAGUUUCAAGGGGCUCAAAACUGCAAUUUGUGAUCCUGAAAAUGUCAGAAAUUGAAUGAACAUCCUCUAUACACCUCCAAAACCACACCAAAAUCAGCCAAGCCAUAUUUUAGCUAUUGUCUGCAUAUGCUAAUUAAUGCAAUUGAUGCUAAUUGAGCAGAUCGCCCAACAUAUGCAAGUUAGCAUCCGGCAGUUCCUAUGUUCUGGGAGCCUUACUAUACAUUUCUAACAUUACAUUUGGGGUGCUUUACAAUUCCUGGUUCACAUUGCUGGCAAGUAGACUCAUUUGGGAGAUAAAGAUGGAGAAUGAUGAGGAAUUACGAGCAAAAAGCUCAGAAUAAAAUGACAAUUAUGGAUGAAAAAGAUCCAGGAUAAUCCCAACUUCUUCCUGUAAAGAUGAGGAGACGUGCAGUGGAUCUACAGACUGGCGGCUGUUUCAGACUUACUGUCCUCUCUGACGGUAAUAAAGAACUGGACCACAUGUUGCCAAGCACCUUUUUCUACCGUUUUAAUAUAUUGUCCAUGAAGCUGUUUUAUGUAGCAUCAUAAUGAUGGACCAGCAAUUAUAUUUCCUCUCUCCUGUUGUUCUUUUUUAAAAACAGUUCUGUGCUAUUUCAAGGAGAUUCUGCAGGUUCCAGCAGCACGUUCAUUUCUCCUCAUGAGCAGUCUCUGAAAUGUUAGCUAGUGCCUUGGUGAUGUACAGUAAAACUCAUGUUGCAGAGGGAGGGAGGGAGGGAGGGGUUAAGAGAGGGUACCUUUUUGUCUUUUUGUGAUGCAAGACAUGUUUGAAAUAAGGACCUUGAACACGUGUCUUUCCACGCACUGCACAACAAACAGGAAGUCAUCGCCUCACAAAGGGAAACGGGAGCAGCACACGCCACUUUUUCCUUUGAAAAUAUAAAACACAAACCCAGCUGUGCCACGAUGAGCUCCUCGGACUCUCCUCGCCCACCUUUUGUUUUGUUUUUAUACAAUGAACUUCUCUCAGCUGCGACUCAAAGCGAACGGAGCUUUGUCUGAAAUGUAAUACUAAUGUUCCUCUGACUGCUGUUGAAUGGUGUUAGUCUGUGUGGAUAAUAAGAGGAUGUGUAACAGAGCGUGUGUGGUUGGGACUGAAUGACUUUAACGGUUAUUAGUAUUAACGUGACAAUACAGAACGAGAUGAUGCUUGUUA
Messenger RNA from Eleginops maclovinus (Patagonian blennie), 8711 nucleotides. RefSeq names its product myosin IXb-like (gene myo9bl). NCBI's taxonomy places the organism in Eukaryota, Metazoa, Chordata, Actinopteri, Perciformes, Eleginopidae. Gene Ontology annotation, molecular function: ATP hydrolysis activity; GTPase activator activity; actin filament binding. The record is from RefSeq and is a predicted model, not a curated record. Gene Ontology annotation, biological process: lamellipodium morphogenesis; actin filament-based movement; intracellular signal transduction. Bases 443 to 7240 code for a protein of 2265 amino acids. The transcript has 44 exons. Gene Ontology annotation, cellular component: ruffle; lamellipodium; actin filament.